This is a messenger RNA of Loa loa (African eye worm), 3615 nucleotides long. RefSeq lists its product as hypothetical. The record is from RefSeq and is a predicted model, not a curated record. Gene Ontology annotation, molecular function: protein binding. The coding region runs from base 1 to 3615 and encodes 1204 amino acids. The transcript is spliced from 10 exons. Lineage: Eukaryota; Metazoa; Nematoda; Chromadorea; Rhabditida; Onchocercidae.
AUGAUACCAAUAACGGAAAAAGAUGAAGAUAGGCUUUAUUACAAAAUUGAUGGAUUACUUGAACCGGACACAGAGUACGUGUUUCGGAUGCGCGCUAUUUAUCCGGAUGGGCCAGGAGUGUUCUCCGACGCUUGUAUUACCAAAACACUUCCAGACGGUAACGCCCCAUAUAUUCUCAUUUCGAACGGUGAUCACGGAGUGGAAGGUAAAACGGAAAUAACGAUCCUUCCGGGAUCGGCGCUUGAUCUCUCAUGUAAUGCAACAGGACAGCCUCGUCCAGCAGUUAAAUGGAUCCGCUCAGGAUACUAUCCGAUUGAUCCUGCUUGGGUAAAAGCAAACGAGAGGUAUGCCAUAUGGUUUCUGAAAGUAUCUAACAUUACCGAAGAUACAUCAUUCAACUGCGUUGCACAAAGUCCGCUCGGUUUUGCCAAUUGGACCAUCAGUGUUCGUCUUGUUCCAGACCUUCGAUCAACAUGGAAAAAUGAUUUCAUAGUUGCGAAGAAUGAGGAUGGUGAGGUGGCAGUACACUUUACAGAUGAUUUACCGGAUUAUCUUAAGGGACCUCAGAAUCCUUGGAAUAUCUACUGGACUGACAAUCCUUCGAAACCUUUCGAAACUUGGAAUUUAAUUUCAUCUGAUGGUCGUCCCUUAGACCGUGUAUAUAUCCCUGAAAUGGAGCCAGGUGCCAAGUAUCAUUUGUUAAUUGAGCAGCCAUCUGCUGGAAUCAAAACACCAAUCUUCGACAUCAUGACUCCAAAGCCAGUUGGCGACAUACGCGUUGGAACUGAUAUCAACGGCGAAACAGUGCUAGAUUUCAAGCCAGCACUUGCUACGGAACCUAUCAAGAAAUACAUUAUCAAAUACUGGCCAGAUGACAAUCCAUCAGCUGUAAUGUACAUGGAAACACCAGUCAACGUUACCGACAAGAUUGUGCUAGAUAGCUUGCAGCCUGAUACUGAUUAUAAUUUUAUGGUUACUGCAAAAUUUGACGACGGCGAUAGUCUUGCAAGUGAACCAACUAAAAUACGUACACCUUCCGGAGAUAUUCAGUGUCACUGUGCACAUGCCUGCAUGUUUGAAGAGGAUGAGGAAGGAGUGAUAACAGCAUCAUGCUACUGUCAUAAUGGUUUCAAACUUGCUGAUGAUAAGAAAUUAUGCGAAUCUAUAGAAGAAGAUGAGGAAGGGGGUAUUGUUCAGGUUACUCCACCAACACUAACUCCUGAAUCCGAGCAUCCGAAGGAACUGUCUACAAUGUCAACUCUUUUUGAUGAUUUGGUACCGAAGUCGGAGAAACUUGAUAGGACAGAAAUUCUGGAACCAAAGGAACGUGAGAGAGAGUCAAAAACCGAGCCUUCGCCAACCGAUGGGUUCGGAGGAGCCGUUUGGCAGGAUGAGCAAUUGGUAACUACAGAUGCGAGUAGAGAAUCGGUUAAUACCAGUAUUUCGCCACUGUCAACUGAUUCUGGUCAGCAACACCGUGUUUUGUCACCAGUCGUUGAUUUCGAUGGUAUACCCUUGCCCACUGAUGAAUACGGGCAUGCAGUGGAUAAUCUCGGAAAUCCAAUUAUGUGGAAUGAUGAAGGCCAGCCAAUAGGCCCAAAUGGGACUCCUUUACGUCGCAAUUACAAAGGAGAAUAUAUAUAUCCAGUUGUUGGGAAAGAUGGACAGCCUUUGCCCACUGAUAUUAACAUGAAACCGAUUUAUCCUGUUAUUGGACCAGACAAUCAGCCGUUCCGAAAAAACCAGGAAGGAAUGCAUAUCGAUCAGUAUGGCCGAAUAAUCCCAACAGAUACUUCUGGACGCCCAAUUAGUGUUGAUGGGUCACCUUAUCCAACUGAUGAACACGGUCGAUAUGUUGUGGAUUCGGAAACCAUCAUUCAGCAAGAUAUACCAACGGAUGAGCUUGGACGUGUUAUCUAUCCAGUUUUCUAUCCAGAUGGAAUGUUACUACCAACAGUGGAGGAUGGUCGGUUUGUUAACGAACAUGGACAACUCAUCCCAACCAGUGAUGCCGGAUUGCCGGUUAAUGAGAAAGAUGAGGUGUUACCAAAGGAUUCUGAAGGAAAUUUUGUUUAUAUAGGCAAUUAUGUUUUGCCCACUGAUUCUGAUGGACAGUCUGUGAAGAUACAAUAUAACGGGAGACUUCUUAAGAGCAACAAAAUGGGACGUAUCAUUGGUCCUAGUGGGCAAUUAGUGCCAGUAAAUAACUACGGACAUCCAGUUGACGAAUCUAACACUAUACUUCCAACUACUUCUGAUGGCAUAUUUAUACUACCAAUGAUUGAUGGAAGGAGUGUGGCAGUUUCAGGAACGGAACAAAGGAAGGGAGCGAAACGACCUCUCAGUAUCAUCGGACCUAAUGGACAUUUGCUACCGACUAUGGAAGAUGGUACUGUUUUAGAUCCUUUUGGAAAGAUCAUACCAACGAACAACAUUGGAGAACCAGUGAAUUAUCGUAAUGAACCGCUACCAACUGACAGUGACGGACAGGCUAUUUAUCCAAAGGAUGGCUUGGACUGCCCACUGCCUCCAACAGACGAACAUGGAAGGCCGGUUUAUUCAGUGGUUGGACCAGAUGGGAGGUUACUUGCUCGAAAACACGACGGAACUGUACUUGAUCCAGACGGCAACUCACUCCCAACUAAUGCAGCUGGAGUACCUGUCGACAGUAAAGGACGGCCUUUACCCAGUGAUAGAAAUGGUUCUAUCAUUUAUCCAGCUAGAGGAAUCGAUACUGAACCCCUUCCAACAGAUUCUAAUGGAAAACCGGUAUAUCCAGUAAUCGGAAUUGACGGAAGUUUGUUACCGACAGAUAGAGACGGCAGAGUGAUCGAAGAGGAUGGAAAGCCUCUGCCAACAAAUGCUGCUGGCGUUCCGGUAAAUGAGCAAGGAGAACCACUGCCAUUCGAUCAGAAUGGUUACAUCAGAUAUCCUGUCACAACAGAGAGAAGAGGGAAACCUACAUACAUCAUUAUCGGGACAGAUGGAGAACCGUUACCACGAAAUGAAGAUGGAUUGAUUAUUGGUCCGAAUAAUAGACCAGUGCCAACUGAUGCUUCUGGAUACCCAGUGGAUCAUGGUGGAAGACCUUUACCUCGAGAUCAAAAUGGAAAUAUCAUUUACCCUGCCAACGGUAUAGAUGUUGAACCGAUGCCAACUGAUCGAAAUGGCAGACCCGUAUAUUUGGUAAUCGGGCCGGAUGGCCAGUUGCUUCCAAAAGACAGUGAUGGUGCUGUAACUGAUGCCGAUGGACGACCUAUUCCGACAAAUGCUGCAGGAGUUCCUCUUGACCACUAUGGAAAACCGCUAUCUGUCGAUCGAAAUGGUUAUGUUUUCUAUCCGAAGCAAAGUUACGAAUCUGAUCGAACCGGUGUACUGACACACUCUAUUUUGGGACCUGAUGGAGCUCUAUUGCAGCAGAAUGCUGAAGGCGCAUUUGUUGAUCCCUAUGGCAGGCCGAUUCCAACAAAUUCCAAUGGAUAUCCUAUUGAUAAUCACGGAAGGCUUUUGCCAAAAGACCGCUUGGGUAAUUUUAUAACGAACAUUUCAACUUUGUUCCAUCUUCUCUACUUUUAUCCAGGUCAAUCAAGGAAAACAUUGAGGAGAUUCAUUUAG